AGUGCGUUAGUGUCUUUCUGUAAACCCUACAAGCUUCCCAAGAUAUUUGACACAUACCGCAAAUGUGUCUCUGACGUUAACCUAGCAGUGUGUAGGUGUCACAGAGUCGCUGUCAACUUGUAAACCUAGCGGGUUAGCCGGAUGGCUAAUGAAAAUGAACUGUUAUGCAUUGUCGGACAAUCAGUUAGUGUUACUCCGGCUAAUGCUCCUUUUAGCCAUCUUGCUGCCACUGACAUCACUCCGUGCGCUGACGACAUGACAUGUCUGCAUAACUUUUUACUAAUGGACAUUUAAUUACUAUAAAAUCUCACUAUGGACAGCGAACGCAGCAAUUGCAGGCCCCAGAUUGGAGACAAUAGCAAGCUAACCCAGCUAGCAAGCUGUCGUCGUUGCUGAGCUUGCUAAGGCUGUCCUGCCUGUAUGUCUGGAGCCGCAUUGAAAACGUCGAGGUGCCUGCACCAUGGAUCAGGAGGAUAACACAGACCAAAUCACAGCAGCUUGUAGCCAACAGAUGUUCUGCAACCAAGACCCAGAGUCAGCACCUCAGCAGUCCAGCCCCAGCUCCAACAUAAUGUCUUCAGAUUCCAGAUGGGCGAGCAGCAGCACUGAAGACAUCGACCUAGUCAUAACUGAGGAUGGGUUCAGUAAUGGUUGCGAAGCUGAGACUAUGGUAGCAUUACACUGUCCUGGUGACAGCAGUGAUGCAGCUGUUGAAGGUGACCACCUGUCAAUGAGCAAUGAUGGUAUGUCAGAGUUUUCUAACAGUGACUUGUCACUGCCUGAGGUCUGCAUCUCUACCAACAGCAAUAGCUACGAGGAGAAUAUGAACUAUGAGAUCCAGCAAGCUUAUAAGAUAUUCACUGGCUUUCUCUUGGACAAGUACAAAGGGGUCACCAGCCCAUUUCUUCAACCCAUUGGCCACCAGGAGGCCCAACAUGGUAUUGGAGGGGUCCGGGGUCGGGGUCAGUCACAGCUCAAGCAGUCGAUGUGCUUGCGGAGGAUGCAAGAAAGGUUUAUCAGCCAGGAGUAUGAGACCAUAACUGAGUUUGUUGCAGACUUCAGGCUGAUGUUGGAGAACUGCUAUCGCUACCAUGGGGUGGACCACUGGGUCUCCAAACAGGCUCAAAAGCUGGAAAUCAUGCUGGAGCAGAAGCUCACAUUGCUCUCUAGGACACUUAGAGAGAAGACGACUUUGGCAGUGACUUCUAAAGGACGUUUUGGUGCAGAGGAAGAACGAGGUUCAGGGGGAACCUCCACAAGGAGGAGAUUGGCACCUCGUAGCUUGGCUACCAUCACUGUUGGUGGUCAUGAGUCUAUUAUGGUCCAGACCCUACGCCAGGAAGAGCAACAGAGGGUCAAGGAGGAGAAGAGGCAACGUGAGCUUGAGAAAAAAGAAGCAGAAGAAAUGUCAGCCAAGGAGGUGGAAGAAUGGGAGCAGAGCUUGCUGUCAGAGGCUUCCCCGCACACUGUGGACACCCUGUGGGAACUCCCUGCUAUAGGGCACUUCCUCUGCCUGGCUCAGACUGCCCUCAACCUUCCUGAGAUUGUAUUUUUUGAACUGGAGCGCUGUUUGCUAAUGCCCCGCUGCAGCCAUCUCCUCUCUAAAAUCAUGUCUUCCCUACUGUCCCCAUCACAGAGGCGGGCCACUCUGAACCGCCGGCCUGCCCUGCCUUACCGUCGCUGGGAGUCAGAGCUCAGGCAGCGGGUCAUGGGCUGGUAUCGAGCUGUUGGUGGCGCCCGCGAUCAGCCAGCUCGGGCUGAACAGCUGGGACUCUGCCACCAGUUUUUCAGCACCAUGGGGGAGGUGAGUCCUUUGGAGGAAAAACCCUUUCACUUGCUGCCCUUCUAUCAGCGAGUGUGGCUUCUGAAAGGGCUGUGUGAUCAUACAUAUGAGACACAGAAGGAUGUGCAGGUUGCUGUACUGGCGCAGCCCAUCCAUGAAUGUAGGGAGUCUAUUUUGGGCUAUGACAGCAAGGAGAAUGCCUAUAUACAUUUCCCACAUUUCUGCGGAGCAGACCUAAGGAUCUACUGCCAGAGCCCCAGCACACCCCCAGCUUUUCCUUUCCCUUCUAUAUGGGUCAAAAAGGUUGAAAUAGAGCCAGGGACAGAGGGUGAAGAGUCGGAUGUAAUGAAGGAGGAGGGGGAUAAAAGGGACAUGGGAUCUUGUGCAGGCUCCAUAGACACAGGAGAGUCUGAUGGUUUUGGGAAGGGGAAAGCACAGACAUUUGGAUUUUUAAAAAGGGAAAAUGGGAAUGGUGAGGAAGAUGAAGAAAUGUUUAAAUCGCGGUCACUGAAGAAGGAAGAGGGUUCUGAAUCAGGUUCCUCUGAUAAAGACUCCUGUGAGGACUCUGAAUUGGACUUAAAAAUUCCCAAUAACUCCUUGUUACUUUCACACACAAGUCCUACUGGAGGAAGUAGUGUGAAAACUAAUUUGAAGGAAGAGACUGUUGCGUUUGAGCAUCAAUCCAAGAGACCUGCAGUAAAACGAGGGCAGCAUUUCUCAUUGGGCUCAGUGCGCACCAUUAAAGCAGAGACACAGGAUCCCUGUCUGAGUGUGGGGGAGCACAGCUACACAGGCAGGUCCCCUGCUCGCUCUGUGAAUCAGGCCUCCCCUACCAAAGCAGUGGGGAGUCACAGUCAGGGACACCAAAGGUCUUUCUGUUUGGACUGUUGUAUAAACAAAACUAGUGAUGUUAAAUCUGAGCAGUACGGCUGCUGCUGUGGCACAUCAGGGCUGGCAUCACAGUUGUCUUCUGAAAGCACUCAAAACUCAAGUGAAGAGAGGGUGGCUGACAGAAUCUGGGCAAAAAAAAAAAAGCGAAAGAAAAAGCGAGGGAAGGAACAGCUGCCGGGGGUGAAAGGAGAUCACGGGCAGCUGCAGCACGUGGACAGGAUGAGCCUGUCCCCAGCUGAGGCCGCCAAGUCUGCAGUGCGGAGAGUUAACACAACGAUCAAGAGAAAAGACAAGAAGAAAAAACAUAAAGCAGGAAAAAAGCUUGAAUCUUCAAAGAAAAUUAAAGAUGAACCUCCAGUUGAGCCAUCAUUUAAGUUGGUAUGCACCAGUCUUGAACAGUUGCGUGAGCUGAUCAGUAAAACAGAAGAUGAGCUUGAUGACCUGGAGAGCACCAAAAAGAGACUGGGUCGGUGGUAUUAUAGGAGAGAAGCAGUGAAAGACCUCCACAGCACUCUAAUCAGACUACUGAAUGAGCUUUCACCCUGGGAACCCAAACUUGUUAAGGCCUACCAAAGGAACAGGCUUCGUUUGAAGAAGGAAUUUCAUGAUUUCAAGAAGAAUCCAGAGUACAAUAACUUUGUCCGUGAGGAGUGUAUGUCGUCAUCAUCAUCAGAUGAUGAUGAAGAGAGAGGUUUAGGGAAGGAAGCGUGUUCACUGUCGGAUCAUUAUAGAAGAUCAGAAGAAGAAGACCUGGAACAUGUAGUUCCCAGAGGUCUUUGGACUGGAGCAAGCACCAGGCAGUUUGUGGCUGAGUCUGCUGGAGAGAGAACGGUGACUUGUAUAACUCCCAACCACCUAAGACACCCUCUGACCAGCACAGAGAAAGGCAUCAGUCUACUGCCAAGAGUUCAGGCUGGCAGCAGUAACAUUACUUCUACCCCUGACUCUGGAUCACAGUCUAGCUCAGAAAUUAUCCCAUCAAAUCAAUCCAGGGAUUCAGACUCGGCAUGGACAGCAAAGGUGUCGGCCCAGACUUCAUUGUCACACAAACUCCCCAUUCUUCACCCCACCACUGGACUACCUAAGGGCUACACGCCCAUUCCCACCCUGCUGGCUAAGAGUGUGGGAAACAAAGUGACCUUAAUGAAACGGCCUGUUGAUUUUCCAGCAGUCAACAAUGUAGAUGGACAGAGCAAAGGGUCUCCAGUCUCCCUGACUACCGCAAAACUUUCAGAAGCACAAAGUUCUCCAUCCAGUUCCCAGCAGAACUUACAACAACUGCAGGUACAAGGACUUCAACAGACACAAGUACUUAGACAGCCAGGAAUGGCCACAGUGACGGCAGCUCUUUCUAAAUCACCACAGGCCAAACCAACCCAGACUGUACCAAAAAGUCCUGUCCAAGUGGUCUACAAGGUCCCUGAAGGGCUGGGUCACCUUGUAAGGAAAGACAACAGCAGCCCAGUCAAGAUCUCUGUUCAUCCUGUCCUGGACCAGAACACUGGGGAGAAGAUCAUGCAGCAAGUAGUGAUUCUGCCUUCUAAACUUCUGAUUCACAACAACGAAGAAAAGGUCUCUUCUUUACAUCAACAACAAUCUAAGGGCAUUCAGGUCCCAGUUUCUAAAGUGACCAGCCCCUUAUGUAUGUCUACCAAUGUGCCUGGGUUCACUAUUCCUGAAAACAGAAUCCCUGUUCAGCAAGUGGCUCCACUAAAAGAUCCCAGGACAGUGAGGACCCCUUCUCCUACUGUUUCCCCUCGAUUGCAGCAUGGCACUCUAAACACACCAGGGUUCAAGGGGACACAAUUCUGUAGUCCCGAAGCAAGCACACCACAGGGUGGUAUGCCAAACCCCUCAUCCAUCACAACUCCUCCCAGUGCAGUUUCUACUGAGCCUGUUAAGUCUGCAGACCCUAAACAGGAGCUUAAGACUGUGUGUAUUCGUGACCAUCACCAGUCCAUCCUUGUAACAACUAGAGGAGGCAACACAGGCAUUGUCAAAGUCCAGACAUCCUCAGACCAGAGUGCCCUUGGUUGUUUGCCCACCAGUCCAGUUAUCACCAUCUCACCUCAAUUUAAAGCCUUUCUUGUAUCCAAGUCGUCAUCAACCUCUCCUUCUGCUCCUUCUCACACUUCCCCUUGUACCAUCCCAGCAGUGACAAGUAUCUCAGUAGCCCAGCCUCAUAAGCAGGUUUGUUCAGUAUUAAAGUCUCCUUCCACUGUUACAACUCCAAUUGUCACUGCCCUUACUGGUGGCAUUCCUGUUCCAGGGCCAGGAAACCAGACUUCAGGAACAACUGUUGCCUUAAAUCAAGGCUCCAACACUUCAUCUGGUUCUAAGUUUGCAACAAAGAUUAGCCAGCUUGCACCGACAGCAGCUGCUGGUUCUCAUUUUCAAGCUUCAGUAGUAAAAAACACUGUUGUUGUCCCAUCACUGAGUAGUUCUAGUGUUCCUCAAGUUCUCCCACAAUCUGAGUUCAUCUGCAAGCCUGGGGUGAAACGGGCCAGCAGCACAGAUGAGAGAUCCCAGGUUACUAAAUAUAUUCUGGUUACCCCCUCUUCUUCCUCUGCCUCAAAUGUAGCUGUAUCAAAAGACACACUUUCCUCCACAAAAUCACUUCCUAGUUCAAGAGUCAUGUUCAUCAGCCAGCCCACAGCAACAUCAUCCACCACCUUCGUUGGAAGUAUUCCAAAGCAAGCAAUAGCGACAGGGGCUGGCGGACAGCUACUGACCACCUCAUUAUCAAGUGAAACUCCGCUGAUGGGAUUAAACCAAGGACAUCCUGUUGGUGGUAUCAACUCAGAAGCAUUGUCCAAAGUCAAUAACAUCACCUUGCCCACAGGGCUUCAAAUCCAGUUGUCAGGAAAGACAACAACCAUUGGACAGACCAUUGGUGCCCUCUCACGUUCCCCUUCUAAAAGUACACCAGUGUCUGUCCCAGCAGCCGCCACCACACGACUGGUCCCGGUCACAAGUUUAAAUACAAUCUGUCCUACCCAGCUUACUUCCCACACUUCUCUGACCAGCAACUCUCAGCUACAGGGUAUCCCUUCUUUUACUAUGAUCUCCCAACCAGGCUUUUCCACAUCCACUGCUGCCACACCUGCAGGAAACAUGAACAAGAAGGAUCUUGGUCUGCCCACAGGUAUACUCUCCAGCAACUCUUCUGCUCAGGUAACCACUACUGUGCAGAGUAGCCCAACCCAAAUGUCCACAACCAACCUUGUUCGUCAGCCCCCAAAUAUCCAAACCAGCAUUGGCGAGGAAACAACUUCCAUCUCAUCUUCCUCUCACUUUCCUCUCAAUAAAACCCAAACACAAAUCUCCUCGGCAGCAACCAUCAGUACCCCAUUCACCACCUCUGCGACUGGCACGAUUCAGCAGAGGAUACUCAUUAACACCUCUACACCCCUUGCUGCUGGUACACAGAUCCUCCUUAACAAUACUCGCUUUGUAGUCCCUCCCCGGGGUUUAGGUCCAGGUAACCAUGUUCUCAUCAUCUCUAGCCCUACACCACAACAAGUGCCUAGCGCCAGUGCUACUAGCAUUGGAGCAGCAGUACCUCCCCAAGGGGCAAGCUCUGUCACUGUAGCUCCUCGAGCACCAGUUUUACCCCAGUCCCCAGCCAGGCUGCCUGGUGUGCCAGCCAUAAGUUCUCCUUUUGUAGCAUGCACACCUGCUGUUGGUCCGUCAUUGCUAGCAAACACUCCCAAUGUCAUGCCAGUUCAACUACCAGGAACACCUGGUAAGUGGUCCCCAGUGGUAACCAGUGCCUCUGGUCUUGGCUCAGCGCUGGCGCCAAUCAGGUUAGCUGCUGGUGCACCCAGGCGAGCUGAAUGUUCAUCCACUUUUUCACCUGAAGUAGCCCCCUUUCUGCCCAGAUUGUCAGCAACUCUAGCAUCUUUGCCUGUUUUACCCAGCCCAUCAGCCCUUUCCUCAACCCCAGCCCCUGUGAUAGCGAGCACACCACAUUUGCAUUCUCUUCCUGCUCAGCAAGAGGUUUCAGUGACAACCCUGGGUCCAGGCAUACAGCCCCAGCAGACAGCAGUUCGAAUUGCAGCACCCUCCACUGCUCCUUCACAGUUUUUGACAAAUAUGGGCCUUGGAUUCACAACAGUCAAAAAACAAGCAGUCAUGCAAUCUGUGUUUGCUGGCACACGGACACAAGUAUUGCCAACAGUGGCUGUCCCUCCAAUUGUAAGCACAGUGUCAAGGAUGCAGACGCUGCCCAUUGCUACAGUACCACCAAUCGGAAGCACUGUCAGCAGCUUUGAAACCGCACCUGUGGUGACCACAACUCCAUGCUGCAACACUGUAAUAAUAACUCCAGCUCAACCAAUCACAUCACUGAAGACAAACAACACCAUCCACCAACCCGUCGUUCUGACCAAUCAAGCACUGGGAAAACACUCUCUGCAGACCUCAGCUUUAGGUAUGCAUACCAAUGUAGCAUCCAAGCUACUCAUUAGUCCUGAUGGUGCUGUUUUGAGCACAGUUCAGUGCCAGGUCAAUCCCGCAGAGUUGACCGCCUGCCCCAAACCACUGGCUGCACUGGUAGUUUCACCCAACAGUUCCACUGGAGCACUACACACACAUGAUUCCUCUUUACAGCCUUCCCAGGCAGAUACAAAGUGAAACCAAUGAACUGAGACCAUGAGACAGCUACGUGAGGACUGAGACACUUCUCAGCUGCUUGUUUUGGCAGGGCUCAUAUUCAUCACUUGUAGUACUCUUGGGGUUGUUAAAGAACUGUUUUCCAGCUGAAGUUUAACUCAACCUAAAUUUAAGAUACAGUAGGUCAUACCCUCUGGUUAGACGAUCUUAUAAGUAAGCUGUGUGCUCAAACAGACUGGAAAUGUAUACUGUGAUGAUUGUUUUCUAAAUUGAAAACUAUUGAGGAUGCCCUCAGAUGAAUGUUGUAGACUCAAGACUUUUUAAAAUUUUAUUUCAUGGCCAGUAUUGACAACUGUUAUAAAAAUCAGUAGCGUGAGAGGGUAGAAAAAAUGGAUUUCAACUCAAGUUUUUGUAAUACUUUUCAAUGCUACUAGAUACUGCUUCAAGUGGUAACUAUUGGGAUACUAUUCAUUGGUACACCUUGCUUUACUUAACUGUCUGUUUGAACAGUACAACUGUUAUCACCUUUUUUUUUCAACUAGUAACAGUUUGAAAACUACAUCUUACUUUUUAGAAAUAUAAAUAAACUAAUAGAAUAAUUUGUACUACAUGUUUGAGCCCAUAUAAAAUGUUUUGAAGUCGCAUUUAUUUAUUUUUACCAUAUAGAUUUUUCAAAAAUAUUUACUAGGUACAUUUUCAUUGAACAAAUGUGGACGUUACUGCACGAAAAUAAACAAUGCAACUGUCCC
This is a messenger RNA of Scomber scombrus (Atlantic mackerel), 8037 nucleotides long. RefSeq lists its product as uncharacterized. The transcript is spliced from 10 exons. The record is from RefSeq and is a predicted model, not a curated record. Gene Ontology annotation, molecular function: protein binding. NCBI's taxonomy places the organism in Eukaryota, Metazoa, Chordata, Actinopteri, Scombriformes, Scombridae. Bases 461 to 7309 code for a protein of 2282 amino acids.